Messenger RNA from Penicillium arizonense, 1782 nucleotides. RefSeq names its product crossover junction endonuclease MUS81. Bases 1 to 1782 code for a protein of 593 amino acids. Gene Ontology annotation, cellular component: Holliday junction resolvase complex; nucleus. Lineage: Eukaryota; Fungi; Ascomycota; Eurotiomycetes; Eurotiales; Aspergillaceae. Gene Ontology annotation, molecular function: 3'-flap endonuclease activity; DNA binding; crossover junction DNA endonuclease activity. The transcript is spliced from 3 exons. Gene Ontology annotation, biological process: DNA catabolic process; mitotic intra-S DNA damage checkpoint signaling; double-strand break repair via break-induced replication. The record is from RefSeq and is a predicted model, not a curated record.
AUGAGUGAAGAGUGCGCGAAUCCUCUCCUGCUGGGGUGGAUCAAGGAAUGGCUAGAUCAAGCCAGAGAACGGAACAGCAAGGGCGUGACCGUGUACAAGAAGGCUUAUGAGUCGAUGAAAGCAUGUCCGUUGGAGUUUCAGCAUCCAUCCCAGGCGCAGCAGCUGAACGGACUGGGCCCCAAACUAUGCGACCGUUUAACAGAUAAACUCAAGGCGUAUUGUGAAGAAAAUGGACUUCCUAUGCCGGAACCACCUGACAAGGGCGGAAAAAGAACAUCUGAUGGUGCAACUUCCGAUCAACCCGCAAAGAAACCCAGGAAAUCCAAGCCGUAUGUACCAGCACUGCGAUCUGGUCCAUAUGCUAUCUUGCUAGGCCUGGGGACCCAGGAUGAGAAUGCAUCACAGGGGAUGACCAAGGCCCAGUUGAUCGAGGUAGCUCAGCCAUACUGCGAUAGUUCAUUCACAGCACCUCCAGACCCAACAAAGUUCUAUACUGCCUGGAAUUCAAUGAAAUCACUCAUCCAGAAAGACCUUGUCUACGAGCACGGCCGCCCGCUACGAAAAUAUCUGCUUUCUGAGGAAGGCUGGGAGGUCGUCAAACGUCUCCAAAAGACAUUUCCCGGUGCUCAAAACUCGAUAUCCUUCGCUGGUGACUCCCAGGCAACUGCAACGUCCCAAUCACAAAGCGGCCCUAUCACAAUUGGCACUGAAAUGCCUGAAGAUGACGAUGGGUUGAUAGAUGCCCAAGAGGAUCUAACCGAGCAGGACAUAGCCAACAUCGAGCCUGUCUUCCUCCCCCCCAAAAGCUUCACAAUCCAGCUCGUGCUAGAUACACGAGAAGUGCGCACUCCAGCCGAUCGUGACUACAUCUCAGGCGAACUCCAAAAACAAGGGAUUACACCGCAAGUACGCGCCUUGGAAGUGGGUGAUGCAAUAUGGGUAGCUAAAUGCAACGACCCCAACGACCUCACCCGCCAUGGCGAAGAAGGCGACGAAGUAAUGCUCGACUGGAUCAUCGAGCGAAAACGCCUCGACGAUCUGAUCGGGUCUAUCAAAGACGGACGAUUCCACGAACAAAAGUUCCGUCUUCGUCGCUCAGGCAUCAAAAACGUCAUCUACCUCAUCGAAGAGUUCGCAGUCACGCACCCCGAUUCAACGAGCGGAAGUGGAGCACAGUAUCAGGAAAUGGUAGCCUCAGCCAUCGCAUCAACACAAGUCCUCAAUGAGUACUUCAUCAAAAAGACAAAACAUCUCGACGAAUCAAUCCGCUAUCUAGCGCGCAUGACUCUUUUCUUGCGAAAGAUGUACGGUGUCCAAGACCCGCCCUCGACCCAAGCUGGACAAGCAGAGUCAGAUGCCAACACAACCCAGAAUACCAGCCCACCGACUCAUAUAUCUAAGAUUGCCCUCAUCCCCGGCCGCCGUCUCGCCACGGACUCCUACCUCACCAUCCUCGAUAAUCUCCGUACACGAGAUCCCACCGUUACAUAUGGCGUGUCAUUCUCGACUUUCUCGGCGCUUACUUCAAAGUCUGAUAUUCUUACGCUUCGGGAUGUUUUCUUGAAGAUGCUUAUGUGUACCCGUGGCGUGACGGGCGAGAAGGCUCUCGAAAUUCAGCAAAUUUGGCCUACGCCGCGGCAUUUGGUCGAGGCGUACAUGGCCCUUGAGCCUAGUGCACGGGAUACUAUGGUGUCGAAUCGCAUGCAGGAGGUUGUAGGGCGGAAGAAGGUUGCUAAAGAGCUUAGCAAGCGGAUUGCCGAGAUCUGGGGACAAGCUAGUUGA